Molecule: messenger RNA, 1032 nt
Organism: Amoebophrya sp. A120
Lineage: Eukaryota; Dinophyceae; Syndiniales; Amoebophryaceae
Source: the annotation of a GenBank genome assembly
AUGGCGUUGGACAAAAAGGAGCAGAGGAAGAUCGAGAAGCGCAUCAACGGGUCUGCGAAAUCGGUGAUGGAAGUCACGAAAGAGAAGGUGCAGAUCUGGCUGGCGCAGGUGGUCGUGACGGGGAGCAAGCGGUUGUGGAACUACGAGUUGAAAUCCCUUUUGGCGGAAACCUGGCGGUUUUCUUUGACCGCAGUGAGAACGAUGAACGUGUUGAUGUCUUUACCGAAAGGAGCGCCGUCGCUCGAUCCGGAUUACGCCUGGGGAAAAGCGGCUGCGAAUGCUGCUGCUGGAGACCAAGGUAACGACCAAUACAACCCUGAAAUUGCAAUAAACCCCUUCGCGCGGUUCCAGCGGCAAUCCGCGCUGUUUGAGCACCUGUACGCGGACCAAAGCCGCUGGACGGUCAACUUCCAGCAGCAAGCCCACCAUUCCGUGGCCGCGGAGGUGGACAUUCUGUUGCAGAAGUGGAAAAUGGGGGUCAGGAGCAAGUACCUCGAGUGCGAAAUGUUUUUGCGGACGUAUGAGAAGGAUGAGGGGAACUACCAGAAGGUGAUGAUGCGUGUGCACGGCAACGAUUUGGCGGAGAACAACGAUGAGCACGCGUGGACGGAGAUCGAUGGGGGGCUAGAGCACAUGAUCAACCAGCAGACCAACGUCGCGACAGGCAUGAUGGCUGUCAUGACCGAAAUGACCGGUGGUGGUGGCGCCCCGCCUCCAGCAGGAGAUGUUAAUUCAGAUCCCUCUACUGGCACACAGGGUGCAGCGAAUGCCUUUGUCGCGACCGCGAGAAAAGCGUAUGCAGAAAAAGCGAAAAUCGGGUUUGACGCCGCGAAGGCCGGUCUGGGCACAGCCAUGACGAAGAUGAGUGUUGUGUCGAAUAUGAUGAAGGGAAAGCCCCCGACGCUGUCGUCCAUGUCGUCCAUCGCGACAGCAGGUGGUGGAGGUGUGAAAACAGACCUGCUGGAAGCGAAUAAAGCGCAGAAGGAGGCGGAACAGAAACAUGCGGCCGAGCAACAGAGGGACAACGAGGAC